Ceutorhynchus assimilis (cabbage seed weevil) is the source of this 2859-nucleotide messenger RNA. NCBI's taxonomy places the organism in Eukaryota, Metazoa, Arthropoda, Insecta, Coleoptera, Curculionidae. The record is from the annotation of a GenBank genome assembly.
UCAAAAUCCGCCUUCUUCUCCUGCCAUUUGACAUUUAUGUCUAUUAUAUCACUUUGACAUUUAAUCAAAAUGUCUCAAAUUCCUGUGAAAGCAGAGACUUGUAUGGGUUUUUUAUCGAUUAUAUAAUUUUCGGGAUUUUGUGCGUGGAAAAAUUACCAGAUAUUUGUUAUAAACAAACGGUGAAAUGACAAAAGUUUGUCGUUUGUGCCUCUCGAGGCUCCAGAGAGGCUCGAAAUAUUUCAACAUCAAUGCAGUAGAAAGUUUCACUGGGUUCAUGCCCUACAGAGAUCAAUUGACUACUUGCAUACCUGAAAUGGCUCUUGAUCUAAUACCGAAUCCAGUUAUUUGCAACAACUGUAGGAAUUCUCUAAAAUCCUCAUGCGACUUCAAAUCCAGAUGUCUUCUGGUCGAAAAAAAAAUCAGGCAGUACGUCGAAAGUCAGCCAUGUGAAACUACAUUUAAUUUGGCAGAAAUCGAUACAUCCAGUUUACCCAAAAGCGUAAAGUUUGAAGAAACAGUCCACAAGGAAACUGUAAGACCAAUUUUACCAAAGCGCGAAAGCUUCAAUAAGGCUGAAACGAAUUCUUCGAUUCUGUCUAAUCUGUUGACUGUCUGCAGAGAAGAGGUGAUUUUGCCGAAUCCUUCUGAAAUUGAAAUUACUAAUGUGCAUUUUGGUUCUUCACCGCCUACUUCAAAAGGUAAAAAAUCAGCCAUCAAACAAGAACAAUCCAUUUCCUAUACUCCAAUAGAAAAGGACGAACACGGCCUGUUCUCCUGCAACCACUGUAGUAGAAAAUUCACCAACGUACCGGCCUUACACAGCCACAAAACCAAAGUCCACGAAGAAGAUUAUCUGUGCAACUUUUGCAAUAUCCCGUUCAAAACGUUGCAAAAUUUGCGAAAGCACAAUCAGCUAUGUCAAAAAGCCAGAGGCUCGCCAGGGACUCCGCCAUCAUCACAAUCGUCACAGACUGUUUUAACCAAACGACCGCAUUUGCCGACAAAAGCCAAGAACCAUUUGAAAAGGUGGUUGUUCAACCACACAGACCAUCCGUAUCCUACAGAUGUGGAGAAGCAACAGUUGAUGAAGGAAACCAAUUUGUCGUUGUUGCAAGUGGAAAAUUGGUUUAUUAAUGCUAGAAGGAGAAUUUUGGCUGACUUGACAAGACUGAAAAAUAUGAGAGGGGGUUUGUUUAGGGGUAGGAGAUCUGGAAGAGGUAGAGGACGUGGAAAAAUAUACAUAAAUACUUCUCUUGAAGAUGACAUGUUUGAACCGGUAUUUGAAAAUGAUCAAGAGGAAACGAUGACCGCAUCAAGGCUAUUGAGAGACUUGAACGAAACUGAUGCAAGCUGUAUGAAUCCCUUGGAGGAUUCAGCUGAAGGAGAAAAUGAAUCCUAUGAAAUUGAAAAUAAUGAAGCUGAUGAUUCAGAAGACCUUGAAAGUAUUAUUCCUCAGUAUAAUAUUAUAGCAAAUGUGGAAAAUAUUGAGGAUCAAGAUGAAGAAGUGGAGGAAGAAGAAGAUCCUUUAGGGGACAAUAAUUCUCUGAGCGAUCUCACUUCGCAUAUCAAAAUGGAAAUUGAUAUAGAUGAACGAUAAUAGGCGCAGCUAGCUAGAACAUUUAAUUUUAGUUGCAAUAUUUUGAGAAGAUUUGGGAACUAAUUGUAUACGUCAAUGAUACUGUAGACUUUUAAAAUUUGGAUUUUCAUAUAAGUACAUAUUUUAUGCGGUUUUCUCUGGAGGUUUAGUUUACUAUUGGUCUCACAGUAAACUGUAAAUGUAAUUAUUAGGUAAUGUCAUUUUUAUUAGAUAUAAAAAAAAAAAACGUUUUUUUUUUAUGAUUUGAAUUUACACUAGAGACAUUUGAUGUAAUACUAGUUAUUUUAGACUAAACCAUGAAAAGAUAAUUAAAAUUUUAUUUGGUGAGCUUGUACCGAGUUUUGUAAAUGUUUAUGUACAAACACUUGUCUUAUUAGUUAAACAUUUGAGUUGAAAAUGUGGCUCGUUCAAGAUGUUUUAUUGGUAAUGUUAGAAUGCGGCUAAAGAAUAUAAAGUUAAAGAUUCAGGGGUUUUUCACAAUUUUUUUUAAAAUAGGCUAAAAAAGAAGAUUCUAGCAGAGGGCUGUUUUCUAUAUUUAUUUUAACGAUAGAAAAAAUAGUACAUUUUAUAGAAAUAAUUUGUUAGAAAGCCCAUUACAAUGAGAGACACGUUUGACCCAAAAUUUCUAAAAAGACGGUUAGUUAUUAGGAAGAUAAGUCUGUAAAUAAUUAUUCAUACAAUAUACUGUUAGGUUUUGUUUAUAAAGCUUUACUUAUUAUUUAUUGUCGUUAAGAAAUCAAAUCUGUUGUGUACCUUUUAAGUUAUGGUGGAUGUUGGUAAGGCACUACAAGGAGCCUAUUAGUUAAGUAUUUUUUGAAUAAUUUUUUUAUUUCUACUUACUUCACACUUGUAUAUUUUUAUAUGAAAAUAAAUUUCGUUUUUAUUAUUUUUAUUUAUUUCAUACUGUCCGGUAUUUGUGUCAUUAAUUUCUGUCCUGAAAAUAGCGUAUUACAUCACUAGUCUGGUGAAGUAACAUUAACAUUGCUGUGAAAUUACAGAGGUUUUCAAAAAUAAUGUUCUAUUCUAAAUAUUUAACAAAAAAUCCAUAUAACAGUAUAAAAUAAGUAUAAAUAACAGAAUGGAAUAAAAUAUUGUAUAAUACACCGUCAAGUUAUUAUCAAAGUACUUCUUAGGAAAUUCUAAACUCGGCUUAUGGCCUUGUCAAUAAGCAUCUUAACUUUUACUUUAAUAAGUCACUUCCAAGACUUGUAAUGUAAAUUACUUUUGUAAAAAGUAAUAAUUAUAACAAACUUUUAAGCACC